Molecule: messenger RNA, 1728 nt
Organism: Exophiala viscosa
Lineage: Eukaryota; Fungi; Ascomycota; Eurotiomycetes; Chaetothyriales; Herpotrichiellaceae
Exons: 4
Coding region: 251-1516 (421 amino acids)
Source: RefSeq, a predicted model, not a curated record
GUUUUGCGCAUCCUUCGUCUCGACGUGACAACGCGACGUGAUGCUCUUUGCUCUUCUUCUCCCUUUUCGUUCCUGGUCUGAGUAGCGACCUGAGCAUCGCAGUGCAUUCGUUCACUUUGUUCGUUACCACAGUCCUUCGUUCCAGUUGAUUGCUCGUGGAAGGCACAUCUUGGGCUGCAUAUCGAAGUAUUCCGUUGACUGCCAUACAACACACAGUCUUUCCCGCUUGCUCAGAUUGUCCUUCGUCAACAUGAAUGCCCUAACCUCUCCGGCGCGACGCGUCCUCGGCGAGAAGGAUCCAAACACGCUGCUCGCCCAGGUUCAGUCACCUAAGAAGGCGAGACUCGACAUCGGGUUCGCCAGUCCUCGGUCCGUGAAGCCCGCUCACCCCUCAGGUAGCCCACACGCUGGGCAAAAACGAAAAUUACAACAGGUGGAGGACGAGGCAGCGGCGGAAUCACAGAACACGUCCACCCUACACCUUCUCUCGCAGAGGACCGAGUUAUUGAGUGAUGAGGAACCCUCAGUGCAUGAAGAGGGAUUCUACACCUCAAUGGCGGAGAUCAAAUCUACCCCGAACACUCUUCUCACGUCUUUCCAUGCAUCACAGGAGGAGCAUCCUCAACUCGAGGCCGAGUUUGUGAUUCUUGAUGAACCCAGUCAGCAAACACUGGACAAGAUGCAUGCUGUAUCAUUUACGCAGACCACUUCACAGCUGGUACCACCCCUACGGCCCGGUUUGGACAAGGCGCCGUCUCAACUCAGCUUGAGUAUGUCAAGUCUGAUAGACUUCGACAACAAUCUCUCUUCUCAAGGUGACGACAUGCAAAUGCUCGAAGAGCCAGACCACAGGCAAAACUCCGAAAAGGACGCCAGGAAAGAGAUGCUGCUUGAGAAAGCAGAAACUCUCCGGACCCGACUUCAGCUCGCCUUCUUCAAGGUAGAAACCAACCAAAUUUCCAAGCCCUUUGCGCGUCUUCAGGUGCCCAAGGCAAGAUCAUCGUCCCCAGACCUGGCAAGGUCGUCAUCUUCUUCCUCCACACUGAGACCUCGUUCCGUACACCAUCAGACGACCACCAUGACUCCCGAAACUCGAGUUGCUAUCGCACGCGCGAGGGCGACCAUGGGGCCGAAACCCAGUGUGAAAGCCUUGUCCAGCCUACCUAUACCGAACAUAGCUCCGACCGCCUUCUCCGCCAGGUGGAACGAACAACAAGAGAACCAAGGUGGCCAGGGCUUCCCGGCGUACAUGCCUAGUAGUCCGCCGUUGUCGGACGGUGGAGAAGCGGAAGUCGACCAACCGAUCAAGCGUGUCAUCCUCGAACCUAGAACGCCUGUACAGCGUGCCAGUCCUGGCGGAGUUCAGCAUGGGAGGAGCAGGGCCCAGACGGAAGUGCAGUAUGGUCGAUUCCGACCUGGAGGGCUGACAAGCAGUGUCAUUAAGGGCGAGGCUGCAAACAGCCUGCUCCAGCUUGUUAGAGGUGGCAGCGGCGGUGUCGGGAUGUGCGGCCUGUAAAAUGUUUGUAUUCUGAAAGAUCUUGUAAAGAUACCAUGGAUGAUUCAGCAUUGUCGGAGAUAGCAAGGAAAAGGGCAUUUACUGUUCAGCAGCGGCGUUCCAGAGAAGAAACAAAAUGUCAGAGUUCAGACGAAAAAUCAAUACCACAGAGUCUUUCAUAUUGUGGCUGCAGCACUGUCUGUCCAGCAGCUCAUUUGCAGCCAAAAUGUAGC